AUGCCUGUCUGGGGACCUGCAGACUACGUGCCCGAAAUUAGACCGUUCGAGCCUCCCUACUUUUUUCGCAUCAGUCAGUGUCAGAAAUGGGGUGCCGCCGUUACCGACGAAAUGCGUGGCGACGAGCUUCUCUGGAGGACAUAUUGGAAGCGAUUCAAUACCGUUGAAAUUCCAAUCUUGCCACAGGACGAGUUCUUUGACACUGCACUAUCAAUUGCCAAGCUUGCGGGCGGCCGUCGGGCUGAAUUCGAGAGGAUAUUCGAAGAGAAGAACAAACAAAGGUGGGGGGAGGUUAAGAGACAGUUGGGCAAGACGGAAUAUCACGCUAAACACAUUCUAAAAGGCAAUACCUAUGGAUAUGAAGCGGAUGUUGUACGCGAGGAACCUCCGGACAAGGCGCCCAACAGCCUUGACGAGAUGCAGACACCUAAUGAAGAAUAUUUCGACGAGGACGGCCUCCCCCGCUCGCAGAUGUUCAACUAUGACCCCGACAUCUGCUUCUACGAGGAGCCUUCGACCAAGGAUUGGAGAGAACCCCUAAUGGCAGAUAAUGUUUUUUACAUAGGCUCGUACGCCGUCGACUAUGCGCCCCCUGAGUUGAACGAUGGUGACGAAGGAGCUCUCAAUCCUGAGACUGGGAGAACCUCUUCCAAGUCGCCGCGUUUGUCGCGCAGCACAUCUACCCCGAGAAAGGGAGACGAAGAAAAGACAACACAACCAAUGACGCAAAAGAAGCGGAAGCGAAAGAGUGUUCGCUUUGAUGAUGUUGUCGAUGUUGAACGUCAUCAGCACCAACAGGAACUUGACCCUGAGGAAAAUGAUGAUGAUAAUGUUCGUGCGCAUAAGCGCGCAAGACUGGAGGCUCCACCACCACACACUUCCUCUCUUGCCCAACCAGCUGCGGACGAAAAUCACCUCAUAUAUCCUCCCCUAUCCUGA
Trichoderma citrinoviride is the source of this 939-nucleotide messenger RNA. RefSeq lists its product as hypothetical. The transcript is spliced from 4 exons. The record is from RefSeq and is a predicted model, not a curated record. NCBI's taxonomy places the organism in Eukaryota, Fungi, Ascomycota, Sordariomycetes, Hypocreales, Hypocreaceae. Bases 1 to 939 code for a protein of 312 amino acids.